AUGAACGCAAACGUAAGCUGCUUGAAGGCAUGGACUAAAUACGAUUGGUAUCUUACAAAUUCUUUAAAAACACCUAUGGGUCCAGUAUUUGAUCAACGAUGGGAAGAAUUUGAAGAGUAUAAAAAUGUUCAAGAUACCUAUUAUGUAAAUAAACUUGCUGUCGAAGUAAAAUUCUCUUUUUCGGUUCGUGCAUCUCAUGACGCGCAUAUAUUAAUUUGCAAUGGUACAAAUUAUCUCAAAGAUUCUUGCUAUUGGAUUAUAAUAGGAGGUUGGCAUAAUACAUUGUCUGUUCUACGAAAAUGCGCAACAGGAGUGCCUUUACUUGGAGAAUUUCCCGCAGCAGGUUCGAAAUGCAGGGAACCAUUAGUUUCCUUCAAGCAUAAACCACUAUCUGAAAAUGAAUGGCGAACAUUUAUUAUUACGUGGAACUCUAUAAUGCGGAGAAUAAUUGUUUAUGAUACUGAUAAGAUUAUUAUGACAUAUGUAGACAAAGAAGAAUCUUCAAACGAUAAUUAUCAUAUGUUUAUUAGAAGUAUCACAGCGAUGUUAUUUCGAUUUCAUAUAUAUGAUUUUCUACAUACAACUGUUGAGAAUGCAAUUUUAACAAGUCCUGUCUUCCAAUUUAAUAACAGAACAAUGUGCAUACAAUUGUUAAUUGGUCUCUGCGCCGAAUGCGAAGCAAGUAUAGUCUUGCAUGAUUUUACCAACAAUGAUGUGUUUGUAAUGGUAACAGCAAAAGGCUCGAAAGCAAUUCAUGGCUUACCUACGUGGCAAUCUGUCAAAAUCAAGAUAAAUUCUUCAGCACUUGAUUAUAAUACUGACAGUAAAAUGAUAAUCGAAUUGAUUCCUAAACUAAAUAAAUACAGUUCGAAUCCGUUGUGGGCGAUAGCGAACGUUCGUCAAUGUUCCCAAAACGCUUUGAGAGAGGGUUUUAUGAUUUCUGGGCAAGAUUGGAAUAAUCAGCUUAAAUAUUUUUGGCCGAAUGAGACAUGCCAAAAAUUAUUUUACGAUGAACAUGCCACCGUGAAUCAUUUAUCGAGCAUCAAGUUUGACGCAAAUCUGGAUACUGACACAUAUUGUCCUGAAGGAAAAAUUGGACCGCAAUGUUUAUUUUCUUGUACUCAUCAUCUAAGUAGUAACUCUGAUUGCAAAGGAACUGAACUUUGUUAUGAAUAUGGUUGUAUGUGUGCUUCAGCUUGUAACGCAUAUACAUAUGGUUAUGGUUGUAUGAAGACAUGUGGCUCAUGUUUUUACAAUGAACAAUGUAAUAAAGCAAAUGGAGAGUGUAGUAAAGGUUGCAAUAAUAAUAGUGAAAAAGUUUAUAUAUCACCUUUAUGUCAAACAAGCGUAGACAAGCCCGACGAACCUACAAUUAUUUCGAUAAGUGAGACGACUAUUCACGUCGUUAUUCCUAUAACAUGGAAGGACGAAUAUGAUAAAAUAUCGAUUCAUUAUUCUUUUGACAUUCGAACAAAUAUUAAAUAUAUUGAGCAACCAUGGAACGAGUUAUUUCGAAAUAUGACACAACUUACAGGAAAUUUUGAAAACUUGGAACCUGGUGUUAUUUAUCAUAUCGGUUUGAUCCUGGAUAUUACUGGAAUAAAAAUACAUAGUGAUUGGCAAGUAGCUGAAACUAAAUGCAAUCCGGUUGAAAAUUUCAAUAUAACAUCCAAAGAAAACAGCAUCACUAUUAAUUGGCAACUCAAUCCAACACAAUUAUAUUCAUGUCCGAUAAAUUGGUAUCAUCUGACAGUUUACAAAAUAGAUACGAGUAUGGUAGUCAGUUCUUUAACACCUACAUCCUUUGAAUACGAAUUGGAGUACUUGCCAUCAUACACUUCUUUUGAAGUGAAUAUAUAUCAUAAAAAUCAUAAGUUAUUUUCCCAGGAAAUUCAUACGCUUGAAGGCGUCCCUUCUAAAGUGUCAGAUCUUCAAAGUAUGUUGUCGGCUAAUACAGAACUUAUUCUGAUUUGGAGAGCUCCACUUGAACCGAACGGAAAAAUAGAGAAAUAUGAAGUAUUCUUAAAGGUUGAAGAGUACUUUGGUUGUAAGAACUUAAAAAUAUCUAUACUAACUAAUCACACUAUUAUAAAUUCUAUUACAAACGUACCAACCAUCACAAUUCGAGAUUUACAUCCAUACAGAUCUUAUAGUGCACAGGUCAGAGCUUAUAAUUCACGACAUUUCAGCAUGUUCGCAGAGACAACCUUUAAAACAGCACAGUCUGAGAUACCAUCAGAAUUAUUUAGUCAGUUGACAAUACAAAAUUGGAAACUGUCAUGGAGUCCACCCGAAGAUUGUACAACGAUUUCGGGAGCACUGAAAGCCAGAAUAAGAAUACACGGCAUUAGUGAUGCUGUUAAAUACUUUAAUAUAACCAAACAGACUAGCCGCAAUUAUAUCGAUUUGAGUGGAUUAGAUCCGAAAUUAAACGGUCUUGAGCGAUACAUGGCAACAGUAUAUGUAAUAAGAGAAUUUAUGAGCAAAGAAAAUGCCUCCGCUUAUAAAAAAAUCGAGUUUGAAACUCCAUCGACAGCUCCGCCCGAAGUAACCAAUUUAGAGAUCGUCGAAAUUGAUACUCGUCAAAACUUGAUACAUCUGAGAUGGCAAAGUCCGCUUCCACCUCUCAACGGAAAAUUACGUAUUUAUGGUGUCCAGUUAUGUGACACAUAUAGCAAACAUUGUUCAGAUAUUCAAGUUCAAUUCAAUGAGUUUUGUGACUUGUGGGACGAUUAUAUUUGUAAAGUUAUUCAGAAACCUUUCAUAUUUUCUCUCAAAAUAAUUAAGGUUUUCGCGUACAAUAUGGACGUUACUGAGCCAGGCCUUCCAGUCUUCGUGACUCGCGAUAUGCUUCAUAAUACAACGCCGGAUGCACCUGGAAAUUAUACUUUUACGAUCAACAACAACAGCGUGGUUGAUUUAAAAUGGCUUCAUCCUUGGAAGACAGGUGCUCCUCUUGAAUAUUUUCGCAUUCGAAUUGAAGAAAUCUCCUCAAAUCUGAGAAGACGCCCUUCUCGAUCAUUUAUGGGCGAAAUAUUUGAAUAUCCGGUGACACAAUACAUGCGUAACUACAGCAAACAGUUAUAUUUGUUUCCGUCAACGCAAUACAUUAUCUAUAUUCAAGCUGUGACAAUUGAAAAUAAAUCUAGCAAUACAAAGUUCGUGGAAGUUCAUACGCCUUCAACUGCAGUUUUUGAUGGCGUUCUAGACAUAAUAGACAAAUUCGAUUCCACGAUUUUAUUAAAUAUACCGUUUGUUAUAAAUGACACUCAAGAUAGCAUGAUGUAUGUCAUAAUAAAAGGCCAUAAUCCUUGCGAGCAAUAUUUGAAAAUACCUGAGAAAUUACGAACACGAGCAGGCAUAAAGAUAAACGAAAUCGCAUGGCUAACUGCUGAAGUUUCUACCAGUGAGUUCGCUGGCAAACAAUUCACGGUCGGUGAUAAUUAUAUUUAUGGUAAUGCAAAGAAUUGCCCAUUAAAAUCUAAAGGAUAUUAUGAAAUAGUGAUUAUCGUAACUGAUCGGAAUUUAUUCACCGAGUCCAUUAUGCUUUCAAGAUCGGUUCUUAUUGGUGAAGUCCCACCGAAGCAUCACGAAGCGUGGCUCAUAUCUGUUAUAUUACUCCUUGUUGUGGCAGGCGUAGCUUUUUACUUGUAUCGAAGGAAAAAGCAGAAAUUAACUGAACAGUUAAUGCAAGACGAGAUGAUUCUGUCGCAAAAUAUUGAAAACUUCGAACAAGAAACGAAAUCUUCGAUAUCGAAUUCAAAGCAAAAUCUAUCUACUUCUUCUGACAGACAAUCCCUAUCGCAGACGAUCAUACCGGAAGUACCUAUCGCCGCAAAUAACAACGAAGAGAAAACAGAAAUGUCAUCGUUAGUGAAGGUGAAAGAUUUUGAAAAUUAUGUCAGGCAGGCGAUACAAUCAGGAUUGCUCGAUAAGCAAUAUGAGACAUUUUCAAGAGGACAAACGAAACCGUGGGAUUAUGGGAAAUUACCGCAGAAUAAAUCUAAGAAUCGAUAUGGAAAUCUUAUUGCGUAUGAUGAAACGCGUGUGAUAUUAAAGAAACUUCCGGAUGACGCUCACUCCGAUUACAUCAACGCUAAUUAUAUCACCGGUUAUAAAAAGGAUAAGCACUAUAUAGCAACACAAGGACCCAAACCUAAUACAGUCAUCGACUUCUGGCGUAUGAUUUGGCAGGAAAAUGUUCUUAUUAUCUGCAUGUUGACAAAUGUGAUUGAAAGUGGAAAAACAAAAUGCGAACAAUAUUGGCCAGAUAUCGGUAAGAAGAAGAAAUACGGCGACAUCAUUGUACUAAAUGCGAAGCACAAUGUCUUUGCUGAUUAUUGCUUUAGAAUUUUCAAUGUCACUUGUGGAAAGAAAACUCGUAAGAUAGAACAUCUGCAUUAUACGGCUUGGCCAGACCAUAGUGUGCCAUUAUAUACGCACUCCAUAGUCACGUACUUGAAGAAAUUGUUGGCAACACCACCUGGAAUCGGACCCGUGGUAGUCCAUUGCAGUGCUGGCGUGGGAAGAACCGGGACCAUCAUUUUGUGCGAUAUUUGUCUCCGUCGAGCAGCAGCGGAAGGGCUAGUUGAUGUUUUCGCCGAAACGACGUCCAUCAGAAGCGAAAGAGCUAACAUGGUGGAUAAUAAACAACAAUACCUGUUAGCGCAUUUGGCAUUAGUGGAAUGUUUGCUUUCUAUUCCAACCACAUUGCCGUGUAAUGAAAUGUUACUAACACAAAUUAAAGCGUUAAAGAAACAAUUGCCGCUUCACCAGCAAAGAUUACAGAAUACUGCAUGGCAAGAUGAAGCCCUGCGACAAAUCACGUCUCCUCCAUCAUUAUCGGAGUGUAAUCGAGUUAAAAAUAGAUUUCCGGAAUUGAUUUCAGAUAAGAUCAGUAGAAUAUAUUUGAAAAGAUAUCCAGCAUCAGAUGAAGACAGCGACUAUUUAUCCGCUGUUUAUGUAGACGGAGUAAAAGUUCAGAAUCAAUAUCUAGCUUCACAGCUUCCCAUGCCAUCAACGAUUAAUGAUUUUUGGCGAAUGAUCGCUGAGUUUAAAGUUGAACUUAUUCUAAUGCUGCAACCACCUGAUUUUCAGAAUCCUACUUGUUGCGCCAUUGCUCCUACAAGCGGUGAGUUUAAACCAGUUCCAUAUUUAAAUAUCAUAAUGAAGGAAGUCGUAGAGUUGGAGUAUUAUACCUCACAAAAAUUGUUGCUCAUUGAUAGUUCCGAGAAACCCUCGAGAGAACAAUUUGUUACUAUACUAUGUUUGACGGAGUGGAAACCUGGAAAGAAUCAACUACCACCACCAGUUAUAACAAUGGUGACUCUUUGGCAAGCUGCGGAGAGAAUUGCGAGAGGCGAUGGGCCUACUGUCACACUUUGCCACGACGGAGUAACUGGAUGUGGUCUCUAUCUAGCAUUGAGUUUCCUGCUAGAACGAAUGGCUGUCGAAAGAGAAUGCGAUGUUUCUUUAGCAGUGCGAGCCGUUAGACGAUCAAGACCAGAUUUUGUUCAUUCUUUGGAACAUCUGGAAUACCUAUACGAUGCAGCAGAGACAUAUUUGAAAUAUUUUGAAACCUAUGCGAAUUUUUCAUAAAUUAAAAAGUUAUUAAGUUAUUAAGAUAAGAUAAUAAAGCAGCAUUACAUUGUAUAAUUAUAAAAAGUCGAAUGUAGCAAUAUGCAUAUGUAUUAAAUAUUGAUGUAUAUUAAGUAUAUAAACAUUGAGGUUUUGUAGUG
Messenger RNA from Atta colombica, 5738 nucleotides. Its product is annotated as receptor-type tyrosine-protein phosphatase mu-like. Gene Ontology annotation, molecular function: protein binding; protein tyrosine phosphatase activity. Gene Ontology annotation, biological process: protein dephosphorylation. The record is from RefSeq and is a predicted model, not a curated record. The coding region runs from base 1 to 5598 and encodes 1865 amino acids. The transcript has 31 exons. Lineage: Eukaryota; Metazoa; Arthropoda; Insecta; Hymenoptera; Formicidae.